Messenger RNA from Sclerotinia sclerotiorum 1980 UF-70, 123 nucleotides. RefSeq lists its product with no specific name. The transcript has 2 exons. The record is from RefSeq and is a predicted model, not a curated record. The coding region runs from base 1 to 123 and encodes 40 amino acids. NCBI's taxonomy places the organism in Eukaryota, Fungi, Ascomycota, Leotiomycetes, Helotiales, Sclerotiniaceae.
AUGGGUAUACGAGUAGUGGUUUUCGGAGAAGUAUGGAGGUAUGAAAGUAUGGAGUAUGCGAUGGAUCGAGGAGUCCGUACUCGAUUACAUCUUACCUAUGGUUAUGAUUUGGAUUACAUUUGA